AUGGCUGAGGAGCAUCCCAACCUGCUAGAGGAAGCACUGUCUCUAGAGUCAGAAGAUUCAUCUGAAGAGGAAGAGGACUCAGUCAGGACAAACCUAGAUAACCCAGCCUUGUUCACAGAAGAAUUUCAUCAGCCUGUGCUGAACGGACAAAGCAACAUCAUGCACUUAGAAGAAAUACAGAAGCUUGCACCACAUUUACCUGUACGAGUGAUAGGACACCCGUGGAACCUCAUCUACUGUACCGCACGGGAUGGGUUUAGCCUGAAGUCUAUGUAUCGGAGCAUGAGUGAGUUGGCUUCCCCUGUGUUGUUGGUUAUCAGAGAUACUGAUGGCCAGAUAUUUGGUGCCUUUUCUUCCACAGCCAUUCAUGUCAGCAGCUGCUUCUAUGGCAAUGGAGAAAACUUUCUCUUCUCCUUCACUCCACAACUAAAGGUAUUUAAAUGGACAGGUAAAAAUACCUUCUUCAUGAAAGGAGAUGCAGAUGCUCUAGCAAUUGGUGGAGGCAGUGGCAAAUUUGGAUUGUGGCUAGAUGGGGAUCUUAACCAUGGAGGAAGUCAUCCUUGUGAGACAUUCAACAAUGAGGCUCUAUCUCCUAAAGAGGAAUUCCUCAUCCAAGAUUUGGAAGUUUGGGCACUCUCUUAAACCAAAGGGAAAAAUGUCUCAAGCUUCCCAUGGUGUGGACAAUGUGAGUGCAAUGGGAUCAAGGUUUAAUGAAGUAUUCCUCUUGGUGUGGAUUCACAACUUCCCUUCAAUGGAGCAUCAACCUGUCUCAGAUUUCCUGUCUGUCUAUAAAUUGACCAGGAAGCAAAUAUUGAAACAUCCCACAAAUGCUCUCAUAGUCUAGUCCCUUCUCAAAUAUUCUCCCUUUCUCAAGUUAGAAAUGCUAUUUUCUAGUGUUAUGGCCCUAGAAAGAUGGGCUAGGUGGGUCAGUUGUUUCAAUGCCUCAAAGUUGCCGUUUGGUCUAUUCAUUCCAGCAUAAGAAUGGCUGAUAAUCCGCAUAAAAUCAAGAAAAGCUUUUCUAAUAGUUACGUUGUACACUAUAUAAGUAUUCGCAAUCCUUUAUUGGAGGAAGAGCCUGGACAGUUCAUUGCCGUACAUGUUACCUACCUUACUGAGGUGCAGAUCCAACCUAUCAAAGGAUGGACUAAGCUUCCUAUUGUUGUUGUUGCUAUUAUGUACCUUCAUGUUGACACUGACUUACAUCAACCUUAUUGUAGGGUUUUCUUGACAAAGCUUUAUUCAAUGGAGUUCACCACUGUCCUUCCUUUACUCUUCCUGAUUCUGUUAAGAGUGGCAGGAAAUAUAGGUUGCUUACCUGUAAACAUAAGUUUCCUGAGUGGUCACCUGCGGAUUUGCACAUAUGGUUUAUGCCUGCGCUCGCGCAGGAAUAAACCAUAUGUGCAAAUCGCAGUGACCACGAGGGGAAAAAUACAAUAUCCUGUGAUUACUACAGGCACUAGAAUGUGAAAGCUCUGGACAAGUUUUCUUAGGAGUACUCUCUAGUUGUGUGAUAAUAUGACUCUGUUGCUCAACAAAUGCAACUCAUAGCAUAAUGCUAUCACUGAAGAAUACUGAGAGUUGCAUCUGGUGGCAUAUGAUUCUUCUUUAUAUCAUCCUUGCCCUAAGAGAAAAACAGAACUAAAAUACUGAGCUGAGUCUAAGGGACACAUACAUCAGCACUUAUUGGUAUGAUUCCAAACUUAAAUUGGUUCAUUAGAAUGUACUUCCUUUUCUUAAAAUGCCUAUCUCCUCAAUUGUGGAAAGAAGAGAGACCCUAAAAAUACCUCUGUUUUGGAGGUCACCUUAACUGAUUUCACAAAGGACAACAUACUGCAGUUCUAAUGAUGGAUCACAGGAGUUUCUAUCAAAGUAAGAGACACUACAAAUCUAGCAAGAUAUAUUUCACAGUAAUUCUUUCAAGAAAGUGAA
Molecule: messenger RNA, 1929 nt
Organism: Anolis sagrei ordinatus
Lineage: Eukaryota; Metazoa; Chordata; Lepidosauria; Squamata; Anolidae
Source: RefSeq, a predicted model, not a curated record